AUGAUCAAUGUCAUAAAGGCCCUGGAGCAAGAUAAAGGGCUAGAAGGUGAUAUGAAGGAUUACCGUGUUCUUCAAAUGCUUUCCUUGGGCCAAGAACAACACACCAGUACUGGAAGGCUCACCCAGGGGGAAACAUCAUUCGAUAUUUCGCCAAGCUGCGUGGGACACUGUCCUCGGCUCACCAAUGAGAGCCGGGCGAUUGGUGCAGGGCCAGCGCUUCACAGAGCACAGCCUUGGGGAAAAGCAAGGAGUCGCAGAUGUAAGUUUGCUUUGUCACCGCCCUCUGAGCGACUUUGGGCCAGUCUCUUAGGUCUCCAGACCUCGGACCUUGUCUGUUUCCCGCGGGGAGGAAACCGAACCUGGGUGACACUCAGGGCAGCGGCGGGGAGCCGCGCGGCUGGACGGGAGUGUAGCGCACCGCGCGCGCCUCAGAACUUUGUCCCAAACGUGGAGCGGGAACCCCGGAGUGCGGGGGGGGGGGGGAGCUCCGGCUGCGGGAGCGCGGCGACGGCGCUCCUCCUUUCUCCACGUCAUGGGGGCCGCUCGGCGCUCUCCCACCCCCGGCCGAGGGAGAGCAAGUCCCUAGCAGGGCGCGCCGCCGAGUUGGCGAAAGGGGAGGAGGCGGGAGCGAGCCGCCGCCGCCGCCGCCGCCGCGGCAGCAGCAGAGGGGCCGGGAUCCCGGAGCGCAGCUCACGGCCCCCGCCCGGGUGGCCUCUGCAGCCGCGGGGACCCCGCGUUCGGGGCUCCCCUGCUCCCUUUCAAUCUCUGAUCAAGCAGAUCCCACGAAUCCUGGGCCCAGGCCUCAAGAAGGCUGGCAAGUUCCCCUCCUUGUUGACCCACAAUGAGGACAUGGUGGCCAAGGUGGAUGAAAUGAAGUCCAGAAUCAAAUGCCAGAUGAAGAAGGUGCUGUGUCUGGCAGUGGCUCUUGGCCCCGUGAAGAUGACAGAGGACGAGCUUGUGUACAACAUCCACUUGGCUGUCAGUUUCCUGGCGUCAUUGCUUAAGAGGAACUGGCAGAACAUCUGGGCUUUAUGCAUCAAGAGCACCAUGGGCAAGCCCCAGCAUCUGCACGAAGGCACACAGCUCAAUAAACCCUAG
Molecule: messenger RNA, 1098 nt
Organism: Callorhinus ursinus (northern fur seal)
Lineage: Eukaryota; Metazoa; Chordata; Mammalia; Carnivora; Otariidae
Source: RefSeq, a predicted model, not a curated record